AGAUCCUUCCAGUUGUUCAAAAUAACUAAUGAUAAUAAUGAUGAGUUAAUGGAAAAGAUGAAAGCAAAUAUUGAAGCACUUAAUUUUCGAAAUGUAAUAGAUCUUGAAAAUAAUUCAAAUGAUGACAAUAGUAAAGACGAAGUUGAUAGUAGAGAAAUCUCUCCCAUUACCCACCACGAGGUGCUAAAUACUAUAAAGGUGCUAGAACAUUACCUUAUUCAACAGGAUCUAAGUGAUAAAGACUGGUUGGACCACGAUCAAGCUUUAUUACAGUUACAAAAAACAAUCAGAAAAAGUCGAAGUGCAUCUUUUAAACAAGUGAACCUUGAAACUUUAUUUCAAUUGAUUGACUAA
Messenger RNA from Dentiscutata erythropus, 354 nucleotides. The record is from the annotation of a GenBank genome assembly. Lineage: Eukaryota; Fungi; Glomeromycota; Glomeromycetes; Diversisporales; Gigasporaceae.